CAGCCCCUUUUUUUAUAUUUAAUUUUUUAUUUUAUUUUUUUUGCACACGUAUUUUUUUUAAAUAAUAAUAAAACAAUGGUUUAUCCUCACAAUAAUAGUUUAUAUAAUUAUUUGAAUAAUAACGACAACUAUGGAAUUCCAAUUGCAGCACCUCAUGGUCGAGAUGUUGAAAUGACAGAAGCUUCUUUGGUGAAUGAACGACCCAACAAGUUGCGAUCCAAACGUAUUUUACACUACCGCAGCAUGGAACCAGAAAUUAUAGAAUGGAAUAUGAAAAAAGAAAAGAGACUAGAUUUUACGUCGAUAUUGCCAUUUGAACUUUGUUUACAAAUCAUCUCAUUACUUGAUUUCAACACACUUUUAUCUGUUCCACUUGUGUCAAGACGAUGGGCAAGUCUGUUCUAUCAAGACGAACUGUGGAAGAUAAAGAUGGUGGAGAACAAUUGGAGAUUAAAAAUUCCAACCAAUGUAACACUAACCGAAGAAGAACAAAGCUGGUAUUACUGGUAUAAACAGAGACAUCAGCUGGAGACAAGAUGGAAUACAGGCAAAGUAGCAUCCCAUUAUUUAAUGGGCCAUAAAGACGGUGUUUAUUGUAUUCAGUUUGAUGAUGACAAAAUAAUCACUGGCAGUCGAGAUAAGACGAUCAAGAUAUGGGAUCCACAGCUCUAUCAAUGCAUAUACACAUUGGAAGGACACGCAGGUAGUGUUUUGUGUUUACGGUAUGAUGAUGAGAUCAUUGUCUCUGGUUCAUCUGAUACAACCGUCAUUGUCUGGGAUAUGCGAACAAAGCGUAUUCGAGCGAGACUGCAUGGACACACUGCUGGUGUAAGUGAUGUUGCAUUUGAUGAUCGGUACAUUAUUAGCUCAUCCAAGGAUACGAGCAUACGAGUGUGGGACCGGAAAACAUUUCAGCCUAUUCGAAUGAUCGUAGGACACCGAGGUGCCGUCAAUUCAAUUCAAAUUCACGGAAACUAUCUAGUUUCUGCUUCCAACGACACAUUAAUCAAAUUGUGGGAAAUAUCAAGUGGCAAGAUGAUUCGAGAAUUCGUGGGUCAUCAUCACGGAUUAGCUUGUGUACAGUUUGAUGGCAGACGAAUUGUGAGUGGCUCAAGCGAUCAUACCAUCCGAGUAUGGGAUGCAGAGACCGGUCUGUGUACAAUGAUAUUUGCUGGUCAUUCAGGUCUCGUCAGAAACUUACGGUUGCUUGGCAACAGGGUUGUGAGCGCAAGCUAUGAUCAAACAGUCCGUGUUUGGGAUAUAAAUUCAGGAGCAUGCUUACUCAACUUCCAAAGUGGACACUCCAGUUGGAUCUUUGACGUUCAUUUUGAUAGAAAAAAAAUUAUUAGCACAAGUCAAGAUCGCAAAAUAUUAAUCAUGGAUUUUGCUCACGAACUCAAUACCAAAUGUCUUGAUUUAUAGUCGUUCUUGUAUUAUAUUCUUUGUAUAGCUUGCAUUUCAGUAUCAUUUAAUUCAUUUAAUCGUAAUUGCGCUUGACGGUUUGAACCGAUAAAAGAAGGGUAACCAUGGAUACCAUUGAUCAUCCAUUUGAGAGACGCAUGUUUAUGUAAUACAAAAUAUCCCUUUGUCUGUGCUUUUGUACGACAUAUCUGUAACCAUCUGGUGAAAUAGGUCCACUAAACUUUUUUCCAUUUUCCACUGUCGUUUUGGUUGCCUCCUUAUUUUAUAUCUCGAUAAUAAGUUGUCAUACAAUUAAUAAGACCAUAAGAAAAGGAAAAGUAAAGGCGAC
Messenger RNA from Rhizopus microsporus ATCC 52813, 1750 nucleotides. RefSeq names its product WD40 repeat-like protein. The transcript has 6 exons. Lineage: Eukaryota; Fungi; Mucoromycota; Mucoromycetes; Mucorales; Rhizopodaceae. The record is from RefSeq and is a predicted model, not a curated record. Bases 76 to 1422 code for a protein of 448 amino acids. Gene Ontology annotation, molecular function: protein binding.